GUGCUGUUGGGUUCUACUGGCCGUUGGAUGGCAAUGAACGGCAGAUGCUGGGCUCGGGGCACGGUGUGCCCUGUGAACCUCAGGGCACUGGAUCUUCAGUCCUAUUCUUGUACUCUCACAUUUUUCUACUAGUUCUUUCUCGAUUUCCCUAAAAAAAAAUAUUGUCGAUGGCAGGGAGGAGUACGGAGGAGGCGCCGGCGACGGUGAGCGGCUACGAGCUGCGGGAGCGCCUGGGCGGGAGGCCCCCGUUCACGUCCGUGUGGCGCGCGAUCCUGCUGUCGACCGGCGCCCCCGCGGCGGUGAAGCAGGUGUGGCUGGCCGGCCUCCCCGGCCGCCUCCGGGACAGCCUCGACUGCGAGCUCCGCUUCCUCGCUGCCGUCAGCCACCCCAACAUCGUCCGCCUCCUCGAAGUCAUCCAGACUCAGGGCUGCCUCUACCUCGUCAUGGAACUCUGCGAAGGAGGAGACCUGGCGAGCUACAUCGAGCGGAGCGGCAGGGUGGAGGAGCGCGUGGCCAGAAAUUUCAUGAGACAAAUCGGAGCUGGUUUGCAAGUGCUCCGCAGGCACCAUGUCGUCCACCGGGACUUGAAACCUGAGAAUAUCCUACUCUCUUGUCCUGACAGCAAUGCGAUACUCAAAAUAUCUGAUUUCGGCCUCUCCAGGGUUCUUCAUCCUGGGGAGUUUGCAGACACAGCCUGUGGCACCCGUUUGUACAUGGCCCCAGAAGUCAUGCUGUUUCAGAAGUACGAUGACAAGGUAGACUUGUGGAGUAUCGGUGCCAUCCUCUUUGAGCUCUUGAAUGGUUACCCGCCGUUCCGCGGUAGAAGCAAUGUGCAGUGCAUAAACAGGACUAGGUCCCUUCCAUUCUCGGAACUCGUCACACCCAGCCUGCAUCCUGACUCAAUCGACAUAUGCACCAGACUACUAUGCGCAAAUCCAGUGGAGCGGCUGUCCUUGCAAGAUUUCAUCAACCACGGCUUCCUCAGGCCACAAAUGCCACAGUGAAACGAGAUUUUGGCGCUGAGCAGUAUUAUCUGAAGCAGAGAAUUCACUGACUUGUUUCUUGUACUGGACUGGCUUCAAAGCUUAGGAUCGGUUGAUUAGUUUCUGUACUUGAUGUAUAAAAAAGGUAUGGAUAUCUAGGGAAUUUAUAAAAGUGAAAACCAGUACGUUUUGAUGUACAUUAUAACUGAAAACAAAAACACUGGAUUCUUGAAUCAGUCCACAAUACAAGAUGGUAAUGAGUAUAGGUUUUACAGUCA
Molecule: messenger RNA, 1261 nt
Organism: Lolium perenne
Lineage: Eukaryota; Viridiplantae; Streptophyta; Magnoliopsida; Poales; Poaceae
Product: serine/threonine-protein kinase ATG1t
Biological process (GO): peptidyl-serine phosphorylation; autophagosome assembly; regulation of autophagy
Cellular component (GO): autophagosome; cytoplasm; phagophore assembly site
Molecular function (GO): ATP binding; protein serine/threonine kinase activity
Source: RefSeq, a predicted model, not a curated record